GCAGUGGCAGCUUCAGAGGAGAACGACACUUGCCCAUGGCGCCUAUGCUAAAGGCCUAGGCGGCCAUGGGUGGCGCGGUGGCCUCCCUGGCCUUCCCGGUGCCGCCCAAGGGCCGCUACGCCGAGGCACUGCAGAAGCGGCCUGAUCUUCUGUACCUCGAGACGGAGGAUGAGGAUCAAAUCGCCGCUUUGCACAUUCGCCGGGGCAUCCGCGGCACUGACCGGGUGAUCCUGUAUUCACACGGCAACGCAGAGGACCUGGGCCAGCGGCUGCACUACUUGGACCUCAUGUCUCAGUUGUGUGCCUCUGACGUGCUGGCCUACGACUACAGCGGCUAUGGCUUCAGUGAGGGCACCCCAUCCGAGGAGAAUUGUAUCCAGUCGAUUGAUGCUGCGUAUGAGUACCUUUGCAAAGAGUAUGCACCCAACCGGAUCAUCCUCUUUGGGCGAUCUAUCGGCACAGGCCCGACCGUGGACCUGGCGCUUCGGCAUCCCGAGAUCCGGGGUGUGGUGCUCCAGAGCCCCAUUGAAAGUUGCGGCCGCGCCGUCUUUGGGAACCUAGCGUCCUGGGUUGGCUACAGGAUGGAUCUGUUCCGGAAUUACGAGAAGAUUGACAAGGUGCAGUGCCCGGUGCUGAUCAUGCACGGAACGGAAGAUGACAUCGUCCCCAUCGAGCAUGGCUUCGCCUUGCACGAGGCCUGUCAGAAGCCGGCGGAGCCCUUGUGGUUGGAGGGAUGCGGUCACAACGAUCUUCCCAACGAGAUUUGCCUCAGGCGCGUUCGGGAGUUCAUGGACGAGAUGGAUGGCCUGUCAUGGGGCUGGAACAUCUUUGUCACGAACCUCGCGACGCACAUCUCUGUGAACCUUUGACACGGGUUCUACAAGCAUGAGGGACCCAUGAAGCACAGAUUUGCUGUGCUGUGGGCGCAAGCAGUGCACUGUCCAAGUGCCAUUUGCCAAAGCUGUUGCUAUUUAAGUUUGCAAAUGAAAUGCAAGUGCAACCCAGCAGCGUGAAUUC
Molecule: messenger RNA, 1017 nt
Organism: Effrenium voratum
Lineage: Eukaryota; Dinophyceae; Suessiales; Symbiodiniaceae
Source: the annotation of a GenBank genome assembly